GGCGAAGAAAAGGCGCGCGCGACGCCCGAGUCCGUCAGUCUCGCCAGGGUCGCCACAAGGGUCGGACCACAAUCUAGUCAUUAAAACUUUUUUUAUAAUUGUAUUUUUAUAAUUUUGUAAUCAAAAGGCCAUCAUGAAAGUGUUCAUCGUACUAACAGCUGUCACCGCGCUAGCGAGUGCACAAUUCAAAUGCCCCAACAAGGAUGGCCAGUACGAGGACCCCGUCCAGUGUGACAAGUUCUACGAGUGUGUGGACGGUGUUGCCACCACCAAGCUGUGCCCAGACGGUCUGGUGUUCGACCCCACCAUCAGGAAGAUCAACAAAUGUGACCAACCCUUCAACGUAGACUGUGGAGACAGGACUGAGCUCCAACCUGCCAAGCCCAACAGCCAGUGCCCCCGCCGCAACGGUUUCUUCGCCCACCCUGACCCAUCCAUCUGCAACGUCUUCUUCAACUGCAUUGAAGGAGAAGCUACUGAAGUCAAGUGUACCGCUGGUCUCCACUUCGACGAGUACUCCGGAACCUGUGUCUGGCCUGACUCUGCUGGCAGACAGGGAUGCCAGGUGCAAGAAAAGAAAACCAAGGACGGUUUCGAGUGCCCAGUCCAGCAGCAGGUAGAUGCUCAAGGCCAGGCUAUCGCCCACCCCAAGUUCCCCCACCCCACUGACUGCCAGAGGUUCUACGUGUGCCUCAACGGUGUAGAGCCCCGUGACCUUGGUUGCCAAGUCGGAGAAGUCUACAACGAGGAAUCACAGAAAUGUGACGCCCCUGAGAACGUGCGUGGAUGUGAGGACUGGUACAAAGACGCCGAAGAUGCCGCGCCCGCCCCCAAAGCGAGAUCUUAAGCCUAGUGAUAUCAUAACAUAGUUGUAUGCUAAGACUUAAUAAGUUAA
Messenger RNA from Spodoptera exigua (beet armyworm), 895 nucleotides. The record is from the annotation of a GenBank genome assembly. Lineage: Eukaryota; Metazoa; Arthropoda; Insecta; Lepidoptera; Noctuidae.